Molecule: messenger RNA, 1393 nt
Organism: Paramecium sonneborni
Lineage: Eukaryota; Ciliophora; Oligohymenophorea; Peniculida; Parameciidae
Source: the annotation of a GenBank genome assembly
AAAUAUUCAUAUGCUUCCUAAAUUUUAGAAUUCUUUCGCUUAAGAUAAGAAUCUUUAAACUCUUAUCGAAUCAUUUAAUUAAUCUUAGAAAAAUCCUAGUAAUCUUCAAAGGAAUCGAUACAAUACUUAUGUAUCUUAUGGAGCAGGACAUAUUAGACCAAAUACAGGUACAUCAUCAUUAAGUAAUAUUUAAAUCUUUUAUUUUUUAGAUAUCUUCUAAGAAAAAGUAUCAUUUACAUUAUUAUCUAAUCCAUCAAUCACGUAAUAAUUUAAGUCAAAUUUUUCUAAGUUCCACUUUGACAAAUGAUCAAUAAGACAUUAUCUUGAAAUUUUAAUUAAGUAAUAGAAAUUUAUAAAUUGUCACAUUUGACAGACCUACAAGAGAUUAAAAAGAUGAAGAAAUAAAUUCUAAUCUUUAUGUUGUAUUUUAUGAUUUUUUUAGCCGAAUCCAUAUUAAUAAUAGAAAUAAAAAAUUGAUUUUAAACUAGAAGAUGUAGAUGAAAUAGAAGUAAAUGGAAAUGAAAACCUUCUAAUUAUUUCUACAAAAUCAUUAAUUAAAUAUACAAGAAUUGAGUAAAAUAAAAAACCAAUUCAAAAUUUGGCUCAAGAAAUUUAGAGUAAUUCAUAUAUAUAUUUUAUAAUUAUAGAUAAAAAUGAAGCUUAAGUUUUAUAAAUUCAUUUUAGAUUUUUAAGAGAAUGGUAUGCAAAAGUAGGAAAUAAUUUAUAUGGAGCUAAAAAGGUUUUACAAGAAUUAUUAAAAACCUUAUAAUUACCUAAGAUAAAAUUCACAGCAUUUGAUCAAUAAUAACCUAUCCAACCUGAACCAUAAAUUUAAAUUCCUUAACCAGACCCUAAUAAGAAACCAUAAAAAAUUGAAAAAUAAGAAGUCGAAAAAGAACCAGAAGAAGUAGAAUAACCUGUUUAAAUAUCAGAAAAAGAUCUCUAAAAUCUCUUUCCUCAUGUAACUGAAGAAUUUGUAUAAAGAUAAAGAGAAGCAUUAGAAAAAAGUAUACUUUCUUUUUAUUUAUAUUAGAAAAUUAAACAACAGACGAAAAGAUUAAACGUUUAUUUGAAGAAGUAAAAAUUAGACAGUAUAAAUCUUAACCUUAUAAUAUUGAGAAAAAUGUUUUUAAAUGUCCAUAUCAUAAGUGUUAAAAGAUGUAUAAGAAACCUAAUUAAUUAAAAAAUCAUCUGAAAACUAACCAUCAAAAACUAUCUGAAAUAGGUUUCACUAUUGAUGAUAAUGGAGAAUAUAAAUUUAAUGAAAAAACUUUAGAUUAUUGUUUGUUGUUAUGGAAAGUGUAUCCUAAUUUUGUCAAGUCUGUUAUUAAUGAAGUACUGAUAUCAUUAAAAUUUGUAGAUGAGACAAAGAAAAGAGCAAACAAGUACAUGA